Molecule: messenger RNA, 848 nt
Organism: Ceratotherium simum simum (southern white rhinoceros)
Lineage: Eukaryota; Metazoa; Chordata; Mammalia; Perissodactyla; Rhinocerotidae
Source: RefSeq, a predicted model, not a curated record
UAAACAUGCUUGUUUUGGAGCCUUCAGAUUCAGGUAAUCUUUCUGGCCUGGGCCUAGGAUUCCACAUUUAAAUUUGUGCCCUGAGAGCUUCUUUGCUCUCAAAAAUUUGAGGACCACUGCCCAAGGACCCUGCUAGUUAUCAUUUAGUAUGGAAGAAGAUGAGUUCUUUGGAGAAAAAACAUUCCAGCGUUAUUGUGCAGAAUUCAUUAAACAUUCACAGCAGAUAGGUGAUGGUUGGGAAUGGAGAACUUCAAAGGACUCUUCUGAUGGCUACAUGUGCAAAACGCAUUUUCAAGUUAAAAAUGGGACUGUGGUGUCACAUCCAGGAACAUCUGCCCAUGAACAGACAUGUCUUCCCAUGGAGGAGGCUUUAGAGCUGCCCCUGGAUGAUUUUGAAGUGCCUGAGACCAUGGCGGCCACCGACGUGAUUAAAUAUGAGUAUCAUGUCCUGUACUCCUGUAGCUACCAAGUGCCCGUGCUUUACUUCAGGGCAAGCUUUUUAGAUGGAAGACCUUUAGCCCUGAAGGACGUAUGGGAAGGAGUCCAUGACUGCUAUAAGACUCGGCUGCUGCAGGGACCGUGGGGCACUAUCACCCAACAGGAGCAUCCCAUACUCGGGCAGCCCUUUUGUGUACUUCAUCCCUGCAAGACGGAUGAGUUCAUGACUCCUGUGCUAAAGAAUUCUCGAAAAAUCAAUGGGAACGUCAACUAUAUCACGUCAUGGCUGAGCGUUGUGGGGCCAGUUGUUGGGCUGAAUCUACCUCUGAGUUAUGCCAGAGCAGCCUCUCAGGGUGAAUGAAACGUCCAUCAACAAGACUCUCCUACUGAGCCAAAGAGCUUAGAAAUUG